This is a messenger RNA of Pichia kudriavzevii, 1113 nucleotides long. RefSeq lists its product as uncharacterized. NCBI's taxonomy places the organism in Eukaryota, Fungi, Ascomycota, Pichiomycetes, Pichiales, Pichiaceae. Gene Ontology annotation, biological process: peptidyl-L-cysteine S-palmitoylation; protein targeting to membrane. The transcript has a single exon. Gene Ontology annotation, cellular component: Golgi apparatus; endoplasmic reticulum. The coding region runs from base 1 to 1113 and encodes 370 amino acids. Gene Ontology annotation, molecular function: protein-cysteine S-palmitoyltransferase activity. The record is from RefSeq and is a predicted model, not a curated record.
AUGAAAUCCCACCUGUACCCUUGCUUGCAUACGAAAGCCACAAGAAUGGUGAUUGCAACAACAGGGAAAUAUACCCGACCGAUAUUUCCAACAUGUGUGGUUCUAUUUAUGGCAUAUGCCCAAUGGGCAUACUCAUAUUACUUCUGUUACUCCCACAUAUACCAAAAGAGUGGUGAUAAAUCAUCAAUGAUCGCCUUUUUGGUAAUCACUAACACUUUAUGGCUGAUUUUAUUGUUGUCUUGGGUAUUAGUGAUCAUACUAGGCCCUGGUUCCCAGGAUGUACAGGUGAAUCCUUAUGAUUUAGAUUGUUAUGCCAGCAAUGGGUACCGACUGACGAAAAACACCGACACCGUUUCAUUACUAUCAGCCGAAAGACCAACAUAUGAAGAUAGCCUGUAUCUGCUAAACCCACCAGACAUCUUUGAGUGUGACCCCAAUGGACUACCUUUCUGGUGCUCUGCAUGUUCUAGCUUGAAACUACUAAGAAGUCAUCAUUCUUCGUUAACUACCAAAUGCAUCCCAUUUUUUGAUCAUUAUUGUUCCUUUAUUGGAUCAACAAUUGGUAAAAGAAAUUAUGGACCCUUCAUGAUAUUUGUUAUUUGUGCUGAAGUGAUGCUACUUUUUACCUCUAUUACAGUGAUAAUUUAUGGGGGAAUAUGGAAUAGCCUAAAUGCAGCCUUUAUAGUUCUUGUUGUGAUAACAGGCACUUUUGCUAUUUUAGUUGGAAACUUACUUUUCAAUCAAAUUAGUGAUCUAUUCAAUGGUGAAACAACUCUUGAGAGGAUGCACAGGAUUAGAUGGAAAAAGAGCUUGCGAUCCAAAACCCCCCAAAAUAACAUGGGCAAUUUAACCUCUUAUGUUAAUACAAUUCACCCAUAUAACGAAAAGUUAAGGAUUGUGGUUGCCUUACAACCAGAUGAUUUACCAUACAACAAAGGAUUUAUUGAAAACUGGAAUUCAUGGUUUUUUGAUAUCUCCAAACUAAAGGAGCCAGAUCAAAUUUCACAUUACAGUUAUACGAUGUUUGGUAUAAAAUUUAAGAAAACCAUUCGCCAAAGAAUAGAGAUUGGUGAAUACAAAAUAUUUGGGGCUAACGAUGGAUUAAGAGGUUAG